GCAGUUUUGAUGAAGGUGUCCGCACUGUUGUCAAAUAACAGUAAGGUAACAGAGUGACAGUGAACACAACAGACAGGGGAUAUCACUCGUCUCGAUCUGAACAAAGUCUGUCAGAACCUCUUUUAUACAGUCUAUGGUCAGAACGCAUUUGGGUUACCAGACGUGUUAAACCCUGGUCUCCGAUUCUGUGGACCUGCAGAAUGGCCCGACCUCUGCAGCUCCUCUCUGUGCUCUACAGGCUCGGUGCUCUCUCAGUGACCCCCUCGGUUUCUAGUAACACCUGCCGAUUUUCAAGCAGAGGGGUCGGUAAGGCAUGGAUGGGACAGAGCCAUGAGCACAGAGACCGAUCAUCCAACAGAGCUCCAAGAGACACCGAUGAAGACCGAGGACUGGAGGAUGUAGAGGACAAGCUACAGGCUUUGGUCGAUGUGGAGAGAAAGAGGCAGAAGACUGUGAAAUAUCACAUAAUGAGGAGACAGAUGACAGCAUCAGGAGCUCCACAGAGGAAGUUAACCUGGGAGGCUAUCAAGCAGAUAAGAUAUCUGAAGCAAGAGCAGCCUGAGGAAUGGACAGUCGAGCGUCUGUCUGAGGGCUUCGCUGUCACACCUGAUGUCAUCCUGAGAGUCCUCAGGAGCAAGUUUAUUCCCGCUCCUGAGAGAAAAGUCAGGCAAGAUGCUAACGUGAUACCUGGGCUCAGUCAGCAGGUGCUGCCUUCAGGUGCGGGGUCAGGCCAGGACAGACUGAAGCUGGCUGGAAACCAAGCGGCAGCUGCUCUCCCCUCUGGAAGUAAAGGAAGUGUUUUGGUUCCUGUGGCUGACCAGACUCUGUUGAUUCAAGGAAAAGGCUCAGCAUCUGUGGCCAAGAGUCCUGCACCUGUUGCUGUUCUGCCCACCCAGUUCAUGUCAGAUGUUAGUAAAGACCCCACAGUGACAAUAAGAGGAGAGGACAGUAAUACCAACACAAAUCCUGCAGGGGACAACACAAAUGAUGAGGAGGACUGGGAUGGACAGGUGUUGUCAGAGGAAGAACUUGAAGAGCUCAUGGAAAUGAAAAAGCCUUCUCCAGUGGUGCAAGUUGGGAAUGACUUCUUAGACGCAGAAGGAAACCUUUUGUAUAGAAUCUGAGGACUUCCUGUGUUUCUGGAUGAUCAGGUUGGCGUAGUUGCACUUAAUGAUAAUCAGUGGCUUUUUACUGUGCAUGAAAAGAAAAUGUAUAACAAAUAAAAACUAUUAAUUUGUAUCCUAACCCGUAUCUAGUUUUAUUUCUUGCUACAUUUUAAAUUUGUAUUCCCCAUUGUUUUAUUUCUGGAUUGAAUAAGGAGAUAAACACAGAGAUCUCUUAUUUGUACAUUUAUACAAUUCACAAUGUAGAAAUGAAGUAUCUGGUAAUCUGAAAAUAAACAAGUUGGAUGUUUGAGCUUCA
Molecule: messenger RNA, 1422 nt
Organism: Scomber japonicus (chub mackerel)
Lineage: Eukaryota; Metazoa; Chordata; Actinopteri; Scombriformes; Scombridae
Gene: ngrn
Product: neugrin, neurite outgrowth associated
Exons: 3
Coding region: 201-1124 (307 amino acids)
Cellular component (GO): nucleus
Source: RefSeq, a predicted model, not a curated record